AAUGAAAAACGGCGCUGGAAACAUCCAGAGCUGACGCUCGCAAAUCCGCGGUAAGUUUUCAUCGUGAUUUUAAUACUCCUUCCACUUCUACUCCGCGUGUUUCUCUGCACAGAGCCCAGGCUUCGAGAACACGGUCAGCCCAAAUGAACUUCACUCCUGCACCGGCACAUCCACGGCGAAAGGCGCGAGCUAGGACUGGAGCGAUGACCCAACCGCCGCCACCGGUCUUCGAGAUCCCGACCAGGAACCGCUUUGCUGCCCUCUGCGAGACGGAAUGCAACGCUGUGGUCAUUGGAGACUCAAUCGUCCGGAACGUACGCGCUUCCUCCACUAAAGGUAAGGUGCGCACUCAUUGUUUUCCUGGCGCCCGUGUUCUUGAUGUCUCUGCGCAGGUACCUGCGAUCCUGAAGGACGAUGCUAACGUCGGAGCUGUCGUGCUGCACGCGGGGGUGAAUGACGUCAGGAUGAGGCAGUCGGAGAUCCUGAAGAGGGACUUCAGGAGUCUGAUCGAGACGGUACGCAACGCAUCGCCCACGGCGAGGAUCGUCGUAUCAGGGCCGCUUCCUACCUACCGACGAGGUAAUGAAAAGUUCAGUAGACUAUUUGCUCUAAAUAAAUGGUUGAUGUCAUGGUGUAUUGAACAGAAGCUGCUCUUUGUUGAUCAUUUUGAUCUGUUCUGGGAUCGCAACCUAGGCUCUUCCGCCCUGACGGCCUGCACCCCAGCAGCAUCGGAGCGGUUCUUCUGUCUGACAACAUCUCAAAGACGCUACGCACCGCUUGACUACGUCUCCCAGCGGGAGAGAUUCCGCCAGGCCCAGAUGAACGUCAUAUGCCCAUCCACAACUAGAGAUUACGCCAGCUACAUCGGAAAAUCCCGUGCCAUCCUCCUGCGAGAGCCUGCGGACUGACUGACCAUCCAGCUCCAUCCAAGGCAAUUCCAUCACCACCCAAGAAAAAGGCGACCAUCUGGCCGGCCCAGCUCAGACAAUUCCAUCCCCAACCGAGAGCAAAGACGGACUACCUGUCACAUAAAUGCUAAAUUUACAAUACUUGGUAUUUAAUGCUAAACUUACAUCACACGACAGCAGUUUGAAGUUAUGGCUGCACUCAGUGACUUUGAUUGGAGGUAGCUGGGUGGGUGUUGUAGGGAGUGGGGGGGCUUGUUGGUUGUGGUUCGGGGCGUUUCAUUUGUUGGGACUGUGUGGGUCUGGUCUGGUUGGUCUUGUUUUGUGGUCGAUGUCGGACAACAGAGGAAUAAAGUUAAUUAUGCCAUUACUACUUUUCCCUGGUUGUUCCUCUGUUGUCUGUUGUUGAUCGCGGAAUGAGACCGGGUUGGACCUGCACGGUUUCGGCGGGUGGGGCUUCCUGGGUCGCGGCUCGUGGGCUCUCCCUGUUCUUCGUGGACGUUGCUCGGUGGCUUUGGUCGGGGUCACUGAGUGCAGCUAUGACACGUCAGAGGAGAUCUGGCCCUCCCGGCUGAGCCUGGUUUCUCCCGAGGUUUUUUUUUCUCCAUUAUUCAGCAUUGGAGUUUGGGUUCCUCGCCACAGCAGAGCAGUGCAGUAUUGGCUUGCUCACCGGGAGACUGCAUUUAUUUAUUCAUUUAUUUAUUAGAUAUUUAUUAUAAUGAUCUUGCUUGGUCUAUAAACACCAUGCACUGUGCUGUGUUUUACCUUUCUGUUUUUUUCUUAUUUGCUCCUGUAAAGCUGCUUUGGAACAAUGCACAUUGUGAAAAGCGCUAUAUAAAUAAAAUUGAAUUGAAUUGAAUUGAAUUCAUAUCCUCAUACAGUGCAGACGCAGAUAAAAUAGUCGACCAUCACUUGUGUUGCAUGUUAAACUGUGCACGUAAUUCACUCAGACACGCAGAACAGCCAGAUGACAUUUAAAUAACAGGAUUCAGCUCCGCAUGUAGUUACAUGGACUCAGUGCGAUGCGCCAUUGAUUAUUGUCACACACAACAAGCACCACCACGACAAACGCACUACACACAAACACACAGCUCUGUCUAAUGCACGUAUUCUUAUUAUUCUACAUAUACUGUAUGUCGCACUGUUGUUAUUUUUUUUCAAGUUACUUGUCCAGUCGGGCAAGUAAUGUUAUCUCUCACUUGCCCAUACAAAACAUUCACUUGUCGCGGACAAGCGUUAAUGUCGAGCCCUGAACUUUUCACAUUUUAAAAUUAUGAUAAACGAAAUAAUUUUAAAACAUUUGGUAAAUGAAUUUUGUGAAUAUUAAUUAAAGAAGCAACAAGAGCAUAGGUGUCUUUGAAAUGGAGACUACAAAACGGCAGUGUGCAGAGACGAAAGUCACAUAUUAUGCACGCUUGAGCUCAAGUUCAAAGUCUACUCCCGAUGGACGAUGGGCAGAAUUCAACUUUAUUUUUGCUCUGUGUUUUAGUUAAAAACGUUAAUCAAUAAAUAGGCAGUGCGCGGCUGACGAGCGCAGAGAUGGAUUUUUUGCGCACUCAGUUAAUGUAAGAAUGUGCUGCUUUUACAAGCAUGAUUUAAUUACAGUUUCCUAUCGGCGAGGCAUAGCGGCGUUAUUUUCUUUAUCGGGCCGAUGCCCAUAGCUCAUUUAUAAGCCAUUAUCUGCCGAUAAUAUCAGCGUGCCGAUAAUAUUGUGCAUCCCUACUUUGUUUAAUCCAUUUAACUACAGUACACAGAGCACUGCAUUUCCCCACGGACCAUUAUUACUACCGCACAGCCCGCUAAACUCUAUACAUGUUACAGGUCUCUCAAGUCUCACGCAUUCACCAUGAGACACACGCAUUUCAUUGUUCACACGCUCACACGUAUUUCUCAUACUGAUAAAUAAGUGACAGCUUAUUGAAAUGGUGAACUGCUAUUUUACUUUACUUAUUUUGCGAAUGAAACUUGUUUUCCGGCUGCAUUGAGUCCAUAAAACUAGAUGCGGACUAGUGGAUGCCAAAUCCUGUAAUUUACACAUGCCAUCUGGCUGUUCUGCAUGUCUGAGUGAAUGAACUGCACAGUUUAACGUGCUACACAUGUGAUGCUCAUGAAUUUGUCUGUGUCUGCGCUUUAUGAGGACAUGAACUUCAUCUCCAGAGUUGCUCUGAGAGUUUAUUUCACAAAGAUUUUAUUGUUUGAGUGAAGAAACAGACAUACUAAAAAAUAAUCGUCUUCCGACAACCUGCCAAAAUAAAAGUCUGGUUAACUCAGUAUUUUAUGUGGACUAAAUAUAAUAUAAUAGAUAAACUAAAUGCAUCAUGCAUAAGCUGAAGUUAGUUGUUUACCUUUGAAAUUCUUUUUAUUUUUAUUAAUGUUUCUUACAGUAUUUAUACAUUUGUAUUAUAUUGCAUUUUGAAUGUAAGGGCAAUGUAAUGUAUUAAAUUGGUUAACUUUUCACAGAUAUUAAUAUAUGCAAUUUUAGCAAUAACAUUUUUUUUUUUUCUAAAAAGGAAAGAAAUUAGUUGUUCAUUUUAAGAGACCUGUCUUAUUUUCUCUUGUAUAUUUAGAGUUGCUCUUUAAUAAAGAAAAAGUACUUAUUAUCCGAAUACCCGAUUAAUCGACGGAAAAUCUGUAGAAUAAUCGAUUACUAAAAUAAUCGAUAGCUGCAGCCCUAGUUUAGAAAAAUAUUUUUCUUGAGUAUGAGUAUUUCUUGUUUGUUGCUCAGGCACAGAACGCAGUUUGAUUACCAAUUUAUUUAAAUGCAUGACGGGCAUGCGCCUGUUUAAAUUCCUCAUUCAGCUUCAGUUGUUACCAUAAGAAAAAAACUUUGAAUACGUGCGACAUAGUGACAUGCAACCUGUGUCCCUACCGGGUCCCAAAUUGCUCCAAAUAUUAGGUUUGUUGGACAUCAGAACAGCGCAAAGCAUCUUAUUGCUGUCAUGUUGUUUUGAUAACAUAAGCAGAUCUGCGCAAUGCGCACAAAGUUGAACACAUAAUAAACCACAAACUAGCAUUUUUAUAGGCGUACUACUUACAGAACUCAUGUGAUUUUUCAAACUUGAUGUGCUGUUGUGGUAGGCCUGUUUCAAAUUGCAUAUUUGACACAUUUCCUUUGUCUUGUCCUCACUUAAUUUGAAGUGUUCCCACACACCUGAGGUCUUCAGCAUUUUUGUCUUCUCUUUCCGAUUAACUUAAUCAUGAUGUUCACUCAUGGGCAAUUCAUAUUCAAGUGCGAAUGAGAACCGUUUUGCAGGGAUGGCAGGUGUUAGAAAAAAAAGAAUUGGACUUCACAGGGUAUUCUGCCAUUUUACGUGAGAUUCCAAUCCGAAGGGAGCGAACAUGUUCAGUUCGAAGGGCACUUCGAACGGCGUAGGGAAUAAGGGAACAUCGACUCCUCACUUUGCCAGAAGUGGAAAGAGUAUAAUCACCCAACUGCCAUUCUGCACAGCGUCACGAGUCAUAAAAGCAAUGGACGAGUUCACGUGUGCGUGUCGUAUAUUGUGAAAGUAUUUAAUUAUUUUAAAUAUGAAAUACUAUGGUUUGCUUCAUGUUGUUUAGCAGUUAAAUCUCGUUUUGAAGCAUUGUUAUUAUACCAUCACACUCCAGAUGAAUGCAUUUACAUUUGUAUUUGUUUUAUUUUGCAAUUAAAAUAGAGUUUACAUAUGCGCGAGUAUUGCUGUUAUUAUACAAACUGAUGUAAAGCGGUGAGAAGCAGCCGUUCUCUUUGUCAUUAUUUUGCAUUAUUUUUUAAGUUACCUCAGGAAUGUUUACCACAUGGGAAGUUUACCACAUUCAAAGAAAUACAAACUUAAACAAUACGUUACGAAUAUAUUGAUUAGUCACAUUAUGUAAUUUUAUUUAUUUUUAAUUUAAAAAUAAAGUACGUUUCAAUAUUUAUUUUGUUAUAUAAUCUGCGCAACCCUGCCGUUGCCUUUCCUUGAUGACGUUGCAGGGCAUUCCAAAUGAGCAAUUAUUGUCAGCGAAGUCCACUUCAACGGAUAUCCCGUGCUCAGGGAGUACGAAGCAGUGAACACUAGGGAUGGGCGAUAUUAUAUCGUUUGCGAUAUACCGGUAGAAAUUCCCCACACGAUAGGAAUGAGUCUUCCCGCGAUAUAAACGAUAAAUUCUAGUUGAUGACGUCAUCCCCUCUCUUUGUAGAUAUCUUUGUGAGACCCAUUCACAGCUCACAUGUGAAGUGAAAACGGGUAUAGCGGAGGGCGGACGUGAAGAUGAGAAAGAGUUUGCACUAAAGCUCUAAAUCUCGUUUAGGUUGGCACUGUAGAUGCGUCCGAGUUAAUGUUUAGUUUCACUUUCGUUUUAUUUAAUUCGUUUGUUAAGUAUUCGUUGAUAGUCAUAAUGCGUUACACCACAACAUUUCGUUUGGCUAAAAGUAUUUAUUUAAACAUUCGUUAGAUGUUAUGUGCGCGUGCGCAAA
Triplophysa rosa is the source of this 5340-nucleotide messenger RNA. RefSeq lists its product as uncharacterized. The coding region runs from base 144 to 908 and encodes 254 amino acids. The transcript is spliced from 2 exons. Lineage: Eukaryota; Metazoa; Chordata; Actinopteri; Cypriniformes; Nemacheilidae. The record is from RefSeq and is a predicted model, not a curated record.